Molecule: messenger RNA, 201 nt
Organism: Parnassius apollo (apollo)
Lineage: Eukaryota; Metazoa; Arthropoda; Insecta; Lepidoptera; Papilionidae
Source: the annotation of a GenBank genome assembly
AUGACUCAAGUGAUGUCUCCGGAUAGUAGUUACGGGCGUUACGAUACGCCGGCACCAACAGACAAUAUGAUGGGGUCGGUGCACACGGAGAGGGAACCAGAACUGCAUAUAGAGUUCGACGGGACGACGGUGUUGUGCCGAGUCUGUGGAGACAAAGCUAGCGGUUUUCACUAUGGCGUGCAUUCCUGUGAAGGCUGCAAG